Messenger RNA from Parnassius mnemosyne (clouded apollo), 1146 nucleotides. NCBI's taxonomy places the organism in Eukaryota, Metazoa, Arthropoda, Insecta, Lepidoptera, Papilionidae. The record is from the annotation of a GenBank genome assembly.
AUGAUACUUUUUAAUGUGCUGUUAAUUUCGUUUUAUCUACAUGCAAGUCUAGCGAGAAACCUUGAUGGAUUAAAUGGAACAGAACUAGUGUUUACUUUUCUGGUACAUCGACAUGGUGAUAGAACACCUGUGCAGGAGUACCUGUAUCUAAGCGACAAGCCUGAAUUGCUGCAGAAAAUAACAGAACCACUCGGAUAUGGCCAACUGACUGACCUUGGAAAACGUCGAGCCUACGAACUGGGAAAAUUCAUACGAAAUAGAUAUAGCGAUUACCUUUCACCCAAAUAUAACCAGUCAGAAAUCUACAUCCGGUCUACCGACUCCACACGCGCUAAGAUGACGGUGCUUGUGGCGAUGGCAGCCGUAUAUCGCCCUGAUGGACAUGGCUGGAUUGAAGAUAUCAACUGGGUUCCAGUACCGUACACCACCGUACCAUUGCGUUAUGACUUCCUCAUGGGCUUUAAUUGUCCAAGGUUUGACGAGUACAAAAAAAAAUUAUUAACUACUUAUAUUCCCGAGAUGGCGAAAUAUAAUGACGUGCUAGAUCGGCUUUCUUCAGUACUGAAAAAUGAUAUAAGAAGUACUCCAGUUAAGAUAUUCUACGCAUAUGACUUGUUCAUUAGUCAGACACAUAUGGGUAUUCCUGUUGAACCAUCAAUAGAGAAAAUGAUGCCGGAUAUAAAAGAGGCGGCUGACAAAGCAUUUGAUAUAUUAUUUGCUAACGACACCUUGCUGCCAUUAAAAGCUGGUUUACUUUUAAAUGAAUUCUUCGAGGUAUCCGCAUCAGCAGUUGCUGGAGAGCCCACUCAAAAAGUGAGGAUUUACUCCGCACACGAUAACAACGUGUACGCCUUCGAGGCGAUAUCAAAGGCAAUACCUAGACAGGGCGUACCGCCGUAUGCUGGAUUAUUUGCGCUGGAAUUAAGAAGGGUGGUGAAAACGGGAAGAUAUGUCGUUUUGCCAAUUUACGUAAAAUCUCCCGGUGAACAAGUGCAAUACCUAGAGAUCAAAGGAUGCGGUGGACCGCUGUGCGACCUCAAGAAGUUCUAUGACAUCACUUCUCCCUAUCUCCUUGACGUUGACGAGUGGAAGAAAAGGUGUAACUAUGACGAGAAUGCUACAUUCAAUAGUGAAGGCUUUGAUUGA